Messenger RNA from Lethenteron reissneri (Far Eastern brook lamprey), 5770 nucleotides. RefSeq names its product protein spinster homolog 1-like. Gene Ontology annotation, biological process: transmembrane transport. Gene Ontology annotation, cellular component: membrane. The record is from RefSeq and is a predicted model, not a curated record. NCBI's taxonomy places the organism in Eukaryota, Metazoa, Chordata, Hyperoartia, Petromyzontiformes, Petromyzontidae. Gene Ontology annotation, molecular function: transmembrane transporter activity.
GCCUCGUUCCCGCCCCGCUCACUCCGCUCCACCUGGCGCACUUUUAUUUCGACUUCUUCUUAUCUCGCCCAUGACGAACUCCUCACACUCAAAACACGGAUUAUUUCACCCACACACCCGUCACCCACUGCACCGUUACUGACUAAGACAACUCACUCACUUUACCAUUCACCGUUUCACACUCACCCUUCUCUCUAUCUCACGCAAACACUCACACUCACCCAAACACUCACACUCACCCUCUCUCUAGCUCAUGCAAACACUCACUCACCCAAACACUCACACUCACCCAAACACUCACCCUCUCUCUAGCUCACGCAAACACUCACACUCACCCACUCACCCUUCUCUCUUGCUCACGCAAACACUCACACAAACACUCACCCUUCUCUCUAGCUCACGCAAACACUCACUCACACUCACCCUUCUCUCUAGCUCACGCAAACACUCACUCACACUCACCCAGACACUCACCCUUCUCUCUAGCUCACGCAAACACUCACACUCACCCAGACACUCACCCUUCUCUCUAGCUCACGCAAACACUCACUCACACUCACCAAAACACUCACACUCACCCAAACACUCACACUCACCCUCUCUCUAGCUCACGCAAACACUCACUCACACUCACCCAAACACUCACACUCUCUCUCCGCUCACGCAAACACUCACUCACACCCAAACGCUCACCCUCACAUUCACACGCUUACCCUCUCUCUCACCCACGUGCGACACCGCCACCACCACCACCACUUCCUCCUCCGCGUCUCGGCUCUUGUCUCCCGCCCGAGAAGAGAUGCUUCGUGCUCGCCACCUCACCCCUCGCCUCACUCCCCGCGUGCCCUCUCAGUGAGAGGUGGAGCUGGUGGUGGAGCUGCUGGUGGUGGAGCUGGUGGUGGAGCUGGUGGAGGUGGAGCUGGUGGUAGAGCUGGUGGUGGAGGUGGUGGUGGUGGAGCUGGUGGUGGAGCUGGUGGUGGAGCUGGUGGUGGAGCUGGUGGUGGAGCUGGUGGUGGAGCUGGUGGUGGAGCUGGUGGUGCAGGUGCUGAGGACACGAUGUCAGCACGUGGCAUCGCUUCACCAACGUCGCCCGCCUCUCCCGCACCGCUCCUCGCCAACGAGGGCGACGAUUGGGACCCCGAGUGUGACGACGAGGCGGCUCUACUCGACCCCGACGACCGCGGGGCCCCGGGAGGUGACCAUGGAGGAGGCGCGGGGGGAGAUGGAGGAGGUGAUGGUGAUGGUGGGUUUGGCCGUGCGCUCUGCCGCUUGCAAAGCGCCACCGACGUGGACCCAGAGGACACGGGGUCCCUGGGGUACACGGAAGACCCCGUGGACUUCACCGAACCCCGGGGGGAUUCGCCCGGGACCCGCGCCUGGGCCACCGUGGGGGUCGUCUUCUUCAUCAACCUCCUCAACUACAUGGACAGGUUCACCGUGUCCGGAGUGCUCGCUGAAAUCCAGACCUUCUUCAACAUCGACAACAGCCUCUCCGGGCUUAUACCGGCUGUGUUCCUGUGCAGCUACAUGAUUCUUGCUCCGCUCUUCGGAUUCCUGGGCGACCGCUACCCACGCAAGUUCAUAAUGGCCGCCAGCAUCCUCGUGUGGAGCGGCACCACUCUGGGGGGCUCCUUCGUCCAGGAAACGGAGUUUGCGGGGUUCCUGGUGUCGCGCGCCCUGGUUGGGGUGGGUGAGGCCGGCUACUCGACCGUGGCAGCAACGAUCCUGGGAGACCUCUUCGUGGGCUCGACUCGCACGCGCGUCCUCGCGCUCUACUACAGCGCCAUCCCCAUCGGCAGUGGCCUCGGCUACAUCGUGGGGUCAAAGAUCGCCGAGGUGACGGGAGACUGGAGAAAUGCUCUCAGGGUGACCCCUGGGCUGGGGCUCCUGGCCUGCGUGCUCGUGGUGCUCGUGGUGGUGGAGCCGGAGCGGGGGGCGGUGGAGCGGCACAGCUCAGCGGGAGGCGGCCCGGCAGCCAGGCCCCGCACCACAUGGUUCACGGACGUGCGCACGCUGUGCUCCAACCGCAGCCUCGUGUUGUCCAGCCUGGGCUUCACGUGCGUGUCGUUCGUGUCGGGAGCGCUCGCGCUGUGGUCGCCGCUCUACCUGGAGCUGGCGGGCGUCGUGCGCGGCUCCCUGCAGCCGUGCGAGCACCAGCCCUGCCCCGGCUUCAGCAGCGUGAGCGUGGUGUUUGGGGCGCUCACGUGCUGCGCCGGGCUGGCCGGCGUGGCGCUGGGCAGCGAGGCCGCGCGGCGCUGGCGGCGGCACGAGCCGAGCGCCGAGCCCCUGGUGUGCGGCCUGGGCCUCCUCGCCUCCGGGCCCUUCCUCUACGCUGCCCUGCUGCUGGCCAAGAGCUCCCCCGUCACCACCUACGUGUUCAUCUUUAUCGGAGAGGUGCUCCUCUUCUUGAACUGGGCCCUCAUCGCCGACAUUAUGCUGUUCGUGGUUGUUCCCACUCGCCGCUCCACCGCCAACUCACUACAGAUGCUGCUGUGCCACCUGCUGGGUGAUGCGGGCAGCCCGUUCCUCAUUGGAAAGAUCGCGGACUUGGUGCAGCGCUCGGACUCGUGGCUGGGCCGGCUCGAGGCGUUGCUCACGGCGCAGCUGUGCUGCCCCUUAGUGUGCGUGCUGGGUGCCGCCUGCUUCCUGGCCACGGCGCUGGUCCUCCCGCGCGACUGCAGUGCGCUACCGCGCCGAGAUGAGCGCUGCUGCUGAAGAUCCCGGUCACGACCUCCUCGUGCCGAUGCCCGGUGGUCGCGCUGCCACCGUGCGCAUUGAAGACGUGCUCUCCUAGAGAAGCAUACAUCGUCGUCUUUAUCAUCAUCAGCAGCAGCAGCAUCACCGUAUUCAUCAUGAUCAUCACCACCAUCUCAUUGUCGUUAUCAUCAUCGUCGGCAGUAGCAGAAUUAACUGCAAUAGCAUCACUUAUUCUCAGUAUUGUCACACUGUAUAUAAAUAAAUCAUCAUCACCACCACAAUGUCAACGUCACCAUCAUCCACGCCGUUAGUAUUUAGAGGUUGGGAGGGUCACUCCGUGUCGUCGAUGGUGAAUGUAUUUUACACGGCAGCCAAUGCCCAACUUGUGGUUUGUGCCUCCUUGAAUUUGGGAAUAAAAGCGAAUUUUGUGGCUAGUUUGUGGAGUCGUCUGCCUUGCACGGCGCCACCCGCUGCACUCCGUGAGGUCACCGCGCACGCGGGGAUGGGUAAGCUGGCACCGCGGCCGAGAUUUAAGACCGCUUCGUAAGGAUGUGUCGUUUAUUGUUGUCCCCUUGCAUGGCACCAGAGGCAAAACACUGCCCAUAUAUAUACUAAUUAAUUGUAGCAGACGCUGUUGAAAUACUUAAGAAUGUUUUAAAUUAAAGUUGAAAAGUGUUCUUAACACUGCAACCAACGCUGACGUCAAGUUCUUUUCAGCAGGAAAGCGUCACCGAGUCUCGUGACUCCUUUUCAGGAGAGUCUUGGAAUCGAGAACACGGCUGGCACGUGUCGUGGAGCUGAGUGGGACGUGUGUGCAGGCUUGGGGUCUGGCGAUCGAGGGGAAGAGAAGACCUAAGGGGCUGUCCAUAAAUGACGUCACGCACCUGGGGGGGUGGGGUGUUAGACAUUUGUGACGAUGCGUGACGUCACAUCAAAAUGCACAACUUUAAAUAAAUAUAGGCAAACGUUCCACUUAAUUAAAUAUACGUUUUAAUAAAUGUAUUCUCCUACAACAUCAGCGUGCAGCGCCACAUUAAAUACGCACUACAAUGACAAUAGUCUAAAGCGAUUUGAAGCAUGUUUUAUUUGGGGGGGGGGGCAGAGCUUUGUGACGUCGUAUUUGAGGGGGCGGUCUGACUUUUUUGUGACGCCGUGACGAGGGGGGGGUCAAAAAUCGUCCAAAAUCGCGCGACGUCAUUUAUGGGCGGCCCCAUAAUACCGUCAGCAAGUUCGGUGAUUCCAUCGCAGUCCGAUUUUAUUGUACCACAGCGCCCACUGGUGGCGAAGAUUUGAAACUUGAAAAAAAUACAUUUCGAUUUAAAGCUUUCGUGACUGCAGGGAUUCAUAUUCUUGGUUCUUUCGGUUAAGUCACGUAGAAGGGAAAUAAUAAAAUAAAAUGAAAAUAAAUAAAAAUAAAACAAUAAAAUUAUCUUCCUUGUUUUAUUUUUAUUAACAAUACAACUAUCUUUAUUGUUUUAUUUUCAUUAUUUUAUUAUUUUCCUUCUACGUGACUUUACCGAAAGAACCAAGAAUUUGAAAAACAUAUUUUAAACUUUCCUCCCGAUACUCUUUGGUUCUUUUGGUAAAUUCUAGAUUUGAAGCUUUCGUGACUGCAGGGAUUCAUACUCUUAGGUUUUUUCAGUAAAGUCACGUAGGUAAUAAAUAAAAUAAUGAAUCACGACGUUUCGGAGGCAACACAAGUCUCCGUCUUCAUGUGGGACCGUCACAGCUAAAUUUACUGUAAAUUUAGCUGACGAUUUAUUGAUAUUUAUUUUAUUAUUUUAUUUAUAUUUUAUUAUUUUUACCUACGUGACUCUUUCGGUAAAGUGACGUAGGUAGAAAAUAGAGACUGGAUCAUGUGAGCCUUCUUGUCUAUUCCUGCAGUCACGAAAGCUUCAAAUCAAGAUUGAACCACGUCGACGGUGAGGGUUCCCACACAUCUGUUAGAGAUUUGUGAUUUCGAAAAGUUGUUUUGGUUUAGGCCAUGUUUGUUUGUUGUAGUACGGAGUUAGAAUGAUGGCUUUAAUCUAAGUUGUCUUGUGGUUGUUGUUGUUGUUUGACUUGCAUCCCACUGGGAUUUUUGCACAGCGUUGGUGUACGGUGCUUUUUAAAAUCCUUUAUAAAUCCUAUAUAUUAAGUUCGCUUGCUUGCUUUGAACCGUGCAAAUCUUUCGGUCGUUUUUUAACCCACUUCCCGUGAUCCAAUCGAGCUGAUAUUUUGCACACAGACUCGUUGUGCGUGACAAUACAUUUUUGAAAAAAAAACUCAAAAAUUUUACACUGUUUAGGGGAAAAAUGUUAAAUAUUUAAUUACCAAUUGUUUAAUGCUGCCAGACAAUCAUCUGACCCAUAGGUGGCAGCCAUCUCAAGCCAGAGGACGAGAGGACUCUAGCCGCCCCGAUGCCACGCAUAUAAAGGAUUUAUAGUAAAAAACUUUGUUUUACGGGUUAACUUGUUCUGCAGUUUUUUCCUGGAUUUUUCUGUUGGCGCAUACUCACUUAGAGAUGUUUUCGUGUUCAUGUUUUUGUUUUCUGUUCUUAGGUUUUUUCGGUAAAGUCACGUAGGUAAAACAUAAUUACUUCUAUUAAUUACUUCUAUGAAUUAAAAAUUACUUACGUGAAUUUACCGAAAAAACCUAAGAGUAUGAAUCCUUGCAGUCACGAAAGCUUCAAAUCUAGGAUUUGUUUUCUGUUUAUUGCGGUUGCACCCAAUUCAAGAGCCGAAUGGCUCACAGGGCUAUACCAAAUAAAUAAAUAAAAAGCAAUAGACUACGAGACAAGAAGGCUCACGUGGUCGAGUCUCUAAUUCUACCCACGUGACUUCCUCCCGACCUCCCCCACUUAUCAUCCUUCCCGGUCUUUUCUUGCCCCGUGUCUCUGUGUUGCAGGGUCAAUUCUCUUCAUAUCAUGGCACCGUCUCUCCAUCUAUCUCGGGUUUCUUCUCAACUUUGCAGGUCUUUCCUCUGUCUUCGGUAGGCGCCGUGGCCCCCUUGUCCCGUUCUCCACCUUCGCUCCAUCAUAUCGCAUAUUCAGAGUUUAUCCGUUCAUUUGCCGUCGCUGACCGGGAAUUCGAAC